Molecule: messenger RNA, 1915 nt
Organism: Leptinotarsa decemlineata (Colorado potato beetle)
Lineage: Eukaryota; Metazoa; Arthropoda; Insecta; Coleoptera; Chrysomelidae
Gene: nAChRalpha7
Product: nicotinic Acetylcholine Receptor alpha7
Source: RefSeq, a predicted model, not a curated record
CUGGAUCUACAACUGCAAGAUGACGCUGGCGGUGACCUCAGCAGUUUUAUUACAAACGGAGAAUGGGAUUUGCUGGGGGUACCCGGAAAACGGAAUGAAAUCUACUACAACUGCUGCCCAGAGCCUUAUAUUGACAUAACCUUCGUCAUAAUCAUCCGCAGACGUACGCUCUACUACUUCUUCAAUUUGAUAGUGCCCUGCGUCCUUAUUGCUUCCAUGGCUGUCCUUGGUUUCACUUUGCCUCCCGAUUCAGGAGAAAAACUCUCGCUGGGCGUGACUAUUCUCCUCUCUCUUACUGUAUUCCUCAACAUGGUCGCCGAAACUAUGCCAGCCACUUCGGACGCUGUUCCGUUGCUGGGAACAUAUUUCAACUGCAUCAUGUUCAUGGUGGCUUCUUCGGUUGUUUCGACUAUACUAAUUCUCAACUACCAUCAUCGCAACGCUGAUACGCACGAGAUGUCUCAGUGGAUACGCGUUGUGUUUUUGUGUUGGCUUCCAUGGGUUCUCCGCAUGCAGAGACCCCCCGAAAACAACGACUACGUACCAUCGUCAAAUCGACCUUCGCCACCAGAAAGGAAACCGAUCCAUUUUCCGGAGGUGGAAUUGAAGGAGCGCUCUUCCAAAAGUUUAUUAGCCAACGUUUUAGACAUAGACGACGAUUUCAGACACAACUACAGGGGUGGCGGAACUCCCACUCCCCUGCCACCGGCGACCUUUUUUAGGACAGUUUAUAGGCAAAACGAGGAGAGCACCAAUGGUGGUGGGCCGCGCCUUCAUGAAUCGUCAAUAGUUUCGAGCAACCAUGCCUGUAUCAGCGCUGAUUACGAGUUGGCUAUGAUACUGAAAGAGAUCCGAUUUAUCACAGAUCAGCUGCGCAAGGAAGACGAAGCCGCGACAGUGACCAAAGACUGGAAAUUCGCAGCAAUGGUGGUCGACAGAUUGUGCCUUAUUAUAUUCACUCUGUUCACUAUCAUAGCCACGUUAGCGGUGCUUUUUUCCGCGCCCCAUAUCAUUGUUUCGUAGCCAUCCCGUCCCGAAGAUCCAGAUGCUCCUCCUUAGAACCAGCUCAACUCCGAUAUAGCCCAGGCACCGAAUACGGAUUGAACGUUCGAAACGUCGUUGCCGCCAAAAUAGCCGAAAUCGUACGUGACAUCAUAAAUCCAUCAAAGGCAUGAUAAGAAAUAGUUCACGUGCCUAGGGCUCCCGCUUACCCCUUCCUUUUGAAGUUGUGUUCAAAUUAAAAAAAACAUUAUAGAUGUAUCUCACGCUUUCGGGUAUGGCUAAUUUUUGGACCGCCUUGCGCACUUUUUCAAAAUGAGGUACUCCACCUUCUUUGAGUCCAGUUCUUGUAGUGAAAACCAGUAUAUGUGGAAUUCCAAAAUAUUUCAAUAAAAAUCGAUUUCUAAGGCUACUGGGCUAAUACUUUUUCUACAUGUUGGGUCAGCAGUGUUAUUUUUCAGUUACUAUUGAUGAGGAACGUGAAAUGCAGGUCAAUGUUGUUUUAGAUAAUAAUAACAAAGACAUUAUAAAAGUAUAAAAAUUAUCCAAAUCAAUAUGAAUCCAAUUCAUGAAAUGAAGAAUAUACAAUGUGACUCGUUUUCAAUGAAUCCAUUUCUAUAUAUCAGUUGUUGACUCUGCGAUUUCUUUGCGUUGGUGGAUCUUCGAAUGUACUUCUAUAAAGUAAUGAAAGAUAUAUAUCUUUUAUGAGCAUAGUAUUUUACUUGCGAUAGUUGAAUUGAAAUAUCAAAAAUUUAGAUGUGUGUUAGACCUCGCCGAUAGAUACUUGAUGAAAAUCCAUUAAAACAUUCGAAUCUCACAAUAAAAUAUUACGUGAAUAUGUGAAUGAGAAUCAUUCAAUUUUGAAAUACAAACUAAAAAACACAUCUCAUUUUUGUUUCGAAAUCAAAUCUUUUGG